Molecule: messenger RNA, 336 nt
Organism: Striga asiatica
Lineage: Eukaryota; Viridiplantae; Streptophyta; Magnoliopsida; Lamiales; Orobanchaceae
Source: the annotation of a GenBank genome assembly
AUGGACGAUUUUUUCUCCAACGGCAACGGCAAAAAAGGUUCAACGACAUUCCCAGAAGAAAAAAGUUCCCCAACCAUCUCCGGCGGGAGCCCCUUUUCACCCCUGGAGGAGAAUGGGAGAAAAAUGAAGAAGGGGAGAAGGAAAUUGGUGUCCUCGUCCUCCGGCGAAAGGCGGCUUCUUUAUGCGCCGUCGAGUAAGAAGAAGAAGAACAGGGGUUUGGAUUCGAGGCUCGAUUGGGAAAAAAACGAUAAGCUUUUGUCCGACCUGAGUAAUUUUUCUGUAAAAAGUCAGAGGAAGAUGAUGGAGAAGGCCAUGGAGGAAGAGAAGAGGGUCUGA